AACAUGGCUGUGAAGCAUCAGUCCAUAUUUAUCUGAUCCGAAGUUCUUCAUGCACUCAGAGUUCGCUUGCUCCCAUUUGAAUUCUUGAAAUUCCGAAAAUGGCCAUAGGAUCCCAGUUAUUUACGGGGCUAACCUUGCCGGUGUCACCCCCAUCAUCUUCUACCUCUGCCACUGCCCUCUGUACAGUGGAAAGAUCCCUCAAGACAUCACUUUUCAAUGGUGGAGUAGGAGCUUUUAAAGUUUCGCAGAUAAAGCUUGCUCCCUCAAAUCUAUCUAUAUGCAGUAGACAAAGAGGGAAUGCUCUUGUCACACGCAUGAGUCUUUUUGAUCGAUUUGCUAGAGUUGCGAAGUCAUAUGCUAAUGCACUCAUAAGUACCUUUGAAGACCCAGAGAAGAUUCUAGAACAGACAGUGCUUGAGAUGACCGAUGACUUGACAAAAAUGCGUCAAGCCACAGCCCAAGUAUUGGCAUCUCAAAAGCGGUUGGAGAAUAAGUACAAAGCUGCACAGCAAACCUCUGAAGAAUGGUAUCGUAAAGCACAAUUUGCUCUUGGAAAGGGUGAUGAGGAUCUUGCUCGUGAAGCUCUCAAGAGGCGUAAAUCUUAUGCUGAUAAUGCUAGUUCUUUGAAAGCUCAAUUUGAACAACAGAAGAUUGUUGUCGACAAUCUGGUCUCCAACACACGGAAAUUGGAGAGCAAGAUACAGGAGGCAAGGUCGAAGAAAGAUACGCUGAAAGCACGCGCGCAAUCUGCCAAGACUGCUACGAAAGUGAACGAGAUGCUGGGGAAUGUCAAUACUAGUAGUGCUCUUUCAGCUUUCGAGAAGAUGGAAGAAAAGGUGAUGGCUAUGGAAUCCCAAGCUGAAGCGCUUGGCCAGUUAACUACUGAUGAUCUCGAAGGGAAGUUUGCGUUACUAGAGAGCUCUUCUGUUGAUGACGAUCUUGCAAAUUUGAAGAAAGAAUUAUCUGGGAGCUUUAAGAAAGGAGAACUACCGGCUGGAAACACAGCUGUUCCAAGCGAAAACAAGGCUUUUCCAUUUAGAGAUGCUCAGAUUGAGAAAGAGCUCAAUGAUUUGAGACAAAAGUCGAAGGAUUUAUAAAUUUCAAUUCUUGUGCAUAUCUUGUUGAUUCUUAGCUAUCUGGAUUCGGGUUUGUUUCGACGCACAGGAUCACUGAUUUGUAUAGAUGAUCCGUCAAAGCCUCAGAUGAAAUCAUAGUUUUCGGGGAAGGGUACCAUAAUUAUUGUAUACUUACGGAUGAAUAAUGAGAGUGAUGUAUGAUAAUUAACCUUUUCCUACAUCAUAAUCGCAUUUGAAGCGUAUAUUUA
Molecule: messenger RNA, 1324 nt
Organism: Rhododendron vialii
Lineage: Eukaryota; Viridiplantae; Streptophyta; Magnoliopsida; Ericales; Ericaceae
Product: membrane-associated 30 kDa protein, chloroplastic-like
Exons: 11
Coding region: 99-1097 (332 amino acids)
Source: RefSeq, a predicted model, not a curated record